AGCUGCGCUACGACCGAGGAGGCACCUGCGUCCGCUGCCGCAGCUCAGGGGCCAGUGAGGUCCACGGAGGCGGGGUCCUUGGGGCGCAGAGCUAGGGGGCCUUGGCAGCUGGCCACUUCGAUGCUUUCUGGAGAUUAACCAUUGGCAGCUGAAGGAGCCCCAGGGCUUCUGUGUGGCCCAGUCCUGCCUGUGGAGUGGCUAAGCUUAGGGGCCUAGGCAAGACUCCAGAGCUCCACCUCCAGCCCUCCCUGUGCCUGGUCACCCUGCCUAAGCACACACAGCCUAUGGGUCAGAGUCCUUUGUCAGUAGAAGCAGAGGUGUGGACACCGUACAUGGACCCAAGUUUCCUCACCAUGGGUAUGUGGUCCAUCGGUGUGGGAGCUGUGGGGGCCGCCGCGUUGGCACUGCUCCUGGCCAACACAGACAUGUUUCUGUCUAAGCCCCGGAAAGCAGCACUGGAUUAUUUGGAAGACAUAGACCUGAAAACCCUGGAGAAAGAACCAAGGACAUUCAAAGCGAAGGAGCUGUGGGAGAAGAACGGGGCUGUGAUCAUGGCUGUCCGCAGGCCAGGCUGCUUCCUCUGCAGAGCGGAAGCAGCAGACCUGAUGUCCUUGAAGCCCAAGUUGGACGAGCUAGGUGUCCCUCUCUAUGCAGUGGUGAAGGAGCAGGUGAAGAGAGAAGUGGAGGAUUUCCAGCCUUACUUCAAAGGGGAAAUCUUCUUGGAUGAAAAGAAAAAAUUCUAUGGUCCAGAGAGGCGGAAGAUGAUGUUCAUGGGCCUCAUCCGUUUGGGUGUGUGGUAUAACUCCUUCCGGGCCUGGAAUGGAGGUUUCUCUGGAAACCUAGAAGGCGAAGGCUUCAUCCUUGGAGGAGUUUUUGUGAUAGGAUCUGGAAAACAGGGUGUCCUUCUUGAGCACCGAGAGAAAGAAUUUGGAGACAGAGUGAGCCCAGUCUCUGUUCUGGAAGCUGUAAAGCAGAUCAAGCCACAGACUCCAGCCUCCGGGAGAAGCUGAGCUUGUUCAGCUGCUGGCUGGGCGAGAACGCACGGGGCCUGUGCUGUGUUCACCAGAUGAGCUGGGCUUUCCCUAUGGCCCCAAGAGCUAGAAGGCCCUUGCACCAUAUUUACUAAGAAUUGGUGAUGUAUUUUAAUAUUGUCUGUUUAGGUCCCAAAGCCUUUAACAUUCUGUUUAGGCCCAGUAGGGCAAACAGGUCCCAGACAGAACAGAGUUAAAUCUAACAAACCAGUGAGAGUUAUUUGAGGAAAGAUCUAGAAAAUGUAAGGUUUAACGUUUACUGCUACACCUCCUUUCAAAGCAAUAUGUCCCAAGUGCUGGUAUUUGAAGUGACGUUUACUCUCAUGCCUAAUUAAAAACAAAAAAAUACCCCUGAAAUCUGAGAAAAGUGAGGCUAAGAAACAGCUCAGUGGUAGAGCACUUACCUAACAUGCGCAUGGCCCUGAGUGGGAUACCCAGACAGAUGGACAGACAGACAGACAGACAGACACACACACACACACACACACACACACACACACACUUCUAAGAAAAGCUGAUGCUUGACUUGAUAAUUAGAGAAUAUAAGCCUUUUGUUUGGUGUGUUUUCUGUUAACAACUUGUUACUUACGGUCGGAGUACCACAUAAAGCAAUUGCUGUGCUGUGUUCUUGGGUAAAUUACAAAGGUAAAUUACAAAGUGAAGGUUCUGUGGUCUUCCCUUAUGGACUCAGAGAUUUGCUUCACUGGGAAAAGCUGUCAUUCCCUGGCUCUAAUAAAAAUAUGCAUCAGGAAUCACCUCUGUACACAA
Molecule: messenger RNA, 1799 nt
Organism: Mus pahari (shrew mouse)
Lineage: Eukaryota; Metazoa; Chordata; Mammalia; Rodentia; Muridae
Gene: Prxl2a
Product: peroxiredoxin like 2A
Exons: 7
Coding region: 285-1010 (241 amino acids)
Source: RefSeq, a predicted model, not a curated record